Macadamia integrifolia is the source of this 1896-nucleotide messenger RNA. RefSeq names its product cytochrome P450 89A2-like. The record is from RefSeq and is a predicted model, not a curated record. Lineage: Eukaryota; Viridiplantae; Streptophyta; Magnoliopsida; Proteales; Proteaceae. Gene Ontology annotation, molecular function: heme binding; iron ion binding; oxidoreductase activity, acting on paired donors, with incorporation or reduction of molecular oxygen, NAD(P)H as one donor, and incorporation of one atom of oxygen. The transcript has a single exon. Gene Ontology annotation, cellular component: membrane. Bases 56 to 1615 code for a protein of 519 amino acids.
UUCACUACAACCUUAAAAAAGCACCACCCCAGAGCCACCUUUCCAAUCUCUAAUAAUGGAGGUUUGGCAUAUCCUCCUCCCUCUCUUUCUUGGCGCAGCCCUCAAGUUCUUCUUCUUUGAUGACAAGAAGAAAGCCAAGAAAACCAGCAAGCUCCCUCUCCCACCAGGCCCUCCUUCAAGAUUGCCCUUCCUUGGCAACAUCUUUCUGUUCCGUAAAAUACUUUCUGAUAUCCAAUCAACAGUCUACCAACAACUCCGUGAUAAGUAUGGCCCCAUCAUCUCCAUAAGCGUUGCUUCCAACACUACUGUUGUCUUCAUUUCAAGCCAUUCUCUAGCACAUCAAGCCCUAGUCAAGAACAGUGAAACUUUUGCCCACCGCCCAGGACCAGUCACACCUAGCCGCGUCCUCUUUAACAACCAUGACGACGUUGGCUCCUCUUCCGGUGCUCUCUGGCGGCUUCUCCGCCGGAAUAUCACCUCUGAGGUCCUCAACCCUGCUCGUUAUAAGUCCUUUGGUGAAGCUAGGAGAUGGGUCUUACAGAUUCUAACUCAGCAGUUCAAAGACCAUUCUGAAUCAGGCAAGCCUGUGACCGUAAUCGAUCACAUCGGAUACGCCAUGUUCGCUUUGAUGCUCUUCCUUUGCUUCGGUGAGAAACUUGAUGAGAAGCUCGUUAGGGAAAUCGAAGACUUGGAGAGAACCCUAAUGUCUAAUUACGUUAGCUUCAAUUACUUUCUCUUUUUCCCUAGACUUGGGAAAUUCAUCUUCAGAAAAAGCUGGCUCAAACUGCUUGAUGUGCGCCGCAGACAAGAAUCCAUUCUUAUUCCUCCAAUAAAAGCUCGAAGAGAAUGGAGGAAGAAGAUCAAACAAGAGGGACAAGAAGGAUCAAACCCAGAUGAUGGACACAUUUUCUCCUACAUCGAUUCUUUGUUCGAUCUUAAAAUCAAAGGAGAAGAAGGAGAAAGGAAUCUCAGUGACAAAGAAAUAAUGACUCUAGUCUCUGAGUUUCUGGAUGCUGGGACUGAUGCACCAUCAUCAGUGUUGCAGUGGAUCAUGGCACACCUAGUGAAGGAUCAAGACAUUCAAGAAAAGCUCUAUUCUGAAAUCAAAGGUGUUGUGCAUUCAAAAGAAGAGAUCAAAGAAGAAGAUUUGCAAAAGAUGCCAUACUUGAAGGCGGUGGUAAUGGAAGCUUUGAGGUUGCACCCACCUGGUCACUUUGUUCUGCAUCAUACUGUUGUUGAAGAUUUUGAGUUGGAUGGUUACCUUAUACCCAAGAAUUCCAUUGUGAAUUUCAUGGUGGCUCAGAUGGGGAGGGACCCAAAAGUUUGGGAAGAUCCAAUGGAGUUCAAGCCAGAGAGGUUCUUGGGUGAUGUAGGGGAAGUAAUUGAUAUAACAGGGAGUAGAGAGAUAAAGAUGAUGCCAUUUAGUGCAGGGAGGAGGAUUUGUCCUGGACUUGGAUUGGCCACACUUCAUCUUGAAUAUUUUGUUGCGAAUUUCGUAAAAGAUUUCAAAUGGACGGUUGGUGAUGGAGAAAAAAUUGACUUUUCAGAGAAGGAGGAGUUCACAGUUAUGAUGAAGAGCCCAUUGCGAGCCCAUGUGUCUCCAAGGGUUAAAUAAGAAUUGUACCUGAGAAAUAGAUAAGAGUCUGGAUCUUCUCCUCCAAUGGGGAGAGAAUGAGAUCAGUCCCCAAAAAAAUAAAAAGCCCAAUAAGAGAGUCUAGAUGGUUAUUUCUUUUCUUCUUUUGUUUUCUUUUGCAUGUACCCAAAAAAUAAAUGACCAUUUCCUUCUUCUCUUUCUCCUUAAGCUCGAAAUGGCCUUUGCAUGUAAUGGGUCUUCAAUAGUUUCUAAUGUAAGAGUGCAGAAGAUAGUAUCAAUCUUUAAUGAGUUUAUUUUAUCAA